AUGGUCCGGUGCCUGGAGAGCCGGCAGGAAGCCCUGCCCCCUGGUGGUGGAGGAAAGUUACGAAGAGGUGCUCGGGAAGAGCCCCGGUGCCCAACCAACCUCUCUUUCCUUCUGGACAACGUUGAGCUGAGCGAGUGUGGACACUUGCCCGGCCCCAUCCCUUCAGUCUGUAAAUGCUGGUGCGGCCGCACCACGUCCACCCUGACUGAGAAGGCUGUGACGGAGAAGCUGCUGCUGAAUGACGUGGUCGGGAGAGACAGGUACCACGUCAAUAACAAACACGAUGACAAGUACUCGCCGCUGCCUCCCAGCAAAAUCGUCCAGCGGGCGGAGCAGCUGGUGGGCCGGGAGCUGCCCUACUCGCUGCCCUGUGAGAACUGCGAGCACUUUGUGAACGAGCUGCGCUACGGAGUCGCCCGCAGCGACCAGGUGCAUCCCCAGCCUGUGUCCCCAUCCAGGAGCCGGGCCAUUCCCUCAGCUGACAGUGGCUGGGUGUCAGGGUGGGCCGGGCUUGGGCGGAGACAGGGGCAUGAAUAAGACAAAAAUAACAGAGACAGAAUCCCUGGCCCCAAGGAUGUUACAGUCCGGGUGGGGACCAGGGUGUGGAGACCCACAAGCCAGCCCCGCGGACUGAUGGUGGGGGGCGGUGAUGGCGAAGGACGUGAGUCAUGGCCAUGAAUGUCAGCUUGUUUGUCAAGCCCUCCCUGGCCACUAGGCCAUGAGACCCUUACCACAGCCACAGACGCGGGUGUUACCAAUCCCACUUUACAGAUGGGGAAACUGAGGCUUACCGCGUGUAAGUAGCUAGUCCAAACUCACUCAGCAACUAGGUAUUGAGUCUCUAGUCCAGGACAGCCACUGUGCAGAGGCGGGGUUUGCACCCAGAGGUGUUCUGCUCCAAAAGCUCUGGUCAAGCCAGGCUUCGUGCAAGGUCAUGCCUGAGAUGAGUCUGAUUUAAUUCUUUUGAUUAAUCUAAAACUGGAAAGUGAGUUGGAGACUGACCAGGAAGUAGAGUGAUAAGGAGGACGGGCAGAGGGAAUGGUGUGAGCCGCCUCCUUGGAGGUGGGUUUGGGGUUACAUAUUUCUUCCAGAAGUCCUGCCUGGGUAGGACAGCGCAUUAGUUAAUCUUCCCUACUGGCAUCCAGGAGCAUUCACACCUCAGGCUGUGCACUACAAAUGCAGGAUGGGUGAGGUCGAAGCUCUUCUCUCGGAAAGGAGGAGAAGGCCUCUGGGGGAAGGGGGAUGGGCAAGGAGAAGCCUUACCUUCUGGAAAUGAGGAGCCCAGGCUGUUAACUGAGGCGCCGUUGGUGGCCUUGGGGCACAGCGGGAAUGCUUCAGGGUGGCCAGGAGUGACCCUGUUGAUGGUCCCUUGCUCCUUUGAGCUGAGGAGGGCAGACCUGCCUCUGUCCAGGAGGGGUGGUGGCAGGGGGU
Messenger RNA from Leopardus geoffroyi (Geoffroy's cat), 1431 nucleotides. RefSeq names its product phospholipase A and acyltransferase 3-like. Gene Ontology annotation, molecular function: glycerophospholipid phospholipase A1 activity; A2-type glycerophospholipase activity. Lineage: Eukaryota; Metazoa; Chordata; Mammalia; Carnivora; Felidae. The record is from RefSeq and is a predicted model, not a curated record. Gene Ontology annotation, cellular component: cytoplasm. Gene Ontology annotation, biological process: N-acylphosphatidylethanolamine metabolic process.